This is a messenger RNA of Verticillium nonalfalfae, 567 nucleotides long. RefSeq lists its product as uncharacterized. The transcript has a single exon. Gene Ontology annotation, biological process: zinc ion import across plasma membrane. The record is from RefSeq and is a predicted model, not a curated record. Gene Ontology annotation, cellular component: plasma membrane. Lineage: Eukaryota; Fungi; Ascomycota; Sordariomycetes; Glomerellales; Plectosphaerellaceae. Bases 1 to 567 code for a protein of 188 amino acids. Gene Ontology annotation, molecular function: low-affinity zinc ion transmembrane transporter activity.
AUGGAUCCAAACCACAGGAGAUUUCAUCCGACAAGCGACCUUGACACGUCGCGUAGCCAAGGCAGUAGUCACGACAAAAACUUCAAUAUGCGAGGACAGCUCACAGCCCUACUUGUCCUCGAGUUCGAAUUCACGUUCCAUAGCGUUUUCAUCAGCCUCAUCCUCUCGACCACGAACAAUCUCAUUACACUGACGGUUAUCUUCGCUUGCCAUCAAUUCUUCCAAGGCCUCGAUUUAGGUUCUCGACUCGCGGUCGCGCAAUGGCCACCGCAUGGACGUUGGUGGCCGUAUGUACUCGCCGUCAUUUUCGGCAUAUCGUCGCCGCUAGCGGUGGCUGUCGGGCUCAUGGCCAAGCCAGAGAGCCCCGAGAUCCAACUCAUCAUGACGGGCGUCUUCGGAGCCAUCAGUGGGGGGAUCCUGUUGUACACAGGGAUGGUGGAGCUGUUGGGGCGAGAGUUUCUGUUGCACUCGGGCAUGAGUCGGGAGCCGUUGAGCGUGAAGUUGUUUGCGUUCGGGUGUGUGGGAUUGGGAGUCGCCGCCAUGGCCGUCUUGGCCAUCUGGGCUUGA